UCUUAAUUACGCAAUAUUUAAUCACUAUAUAAAACCCUAACGAUUAGCCAGCGCCCAGUAUGGAGUUUCAUCAUCAUAAGACAACACAAUGGCACAAUACACAAAAACGUAUGUGGUUACUGUGUUGUCUUUACUCGUAGCCGUAACAGCAAUACCAGCUAAUCCAGACAUUUUACUAAGUAAAGGGAAAAUAUCUAGUAAUGAUAUAUCCAAACCAAAAUCAGGAAGUAACGAAAAAACUCCGGAUGAUAAAAAAACCCCCAUUUCCGCAGAAUAUGAUAUACCAUUGAUUGAUCCGUCAAUUAUUGCGAAAUUGUUUGAAGAUGCAGAAUCAGACAAUCUAUUAUCUUAUGAGGAAGGUAAUUUACCCAAUAAACAAAAAGCUAUAAAUCAGAACCAACAACCAGAUAAACCUCAGGGACAAAGUGCAAUAUAUAAGCAGCCCCCAGAGGAAGAUUCUAAUGGUCCAAUAAGUCCUGAAUUACUGGAGGAUGAUAAUUUAUCUGAUCAUUUUGAUCUAUUCGGUAAUAAAGACCAAGGAUCAAAUAAUUCAUUAUCUGACUCAGAAAAUAAACCUGCGAUAAUAGAAUUUAUAAAGAUAACCGAACAUGACAUACCCGACGAUUCAAAGGACUCAGAAACAAAUUCAAAUGAUCAGAGUUCUCAAGAGCCCAAGGAUAUCAAACCGCAAGUUCGGGGGGCUGACAAUGAGAAGCUGAAAGAGGAAAGCUCUAAACAAUCAUCAGUAGAUGAAAACAGUCCUGAGUUUUACGAUUUCCUCACAAAUAAUGGUGAUGUAUUAAACCAAGAGAUACCUAACAAAAAAAGUAGUGAAGAAAAAAUCGAUAAUGAGAAUGGUGUGAUUUCACACGAACAUUUACCUUCUUCAGAUAAUUCAAUAUUUGAACAUAUCAAUAAUGAUGAAAACCAUACCCCAACGGAACGUGACACCGAGUAUGAACAUUCGGAAUAUCAAACCUCUCCUCCACAGUCAAAUGAACAAAAUUCUGAGGCAAUAAAACCUGAAACAGAAGAACAUGUAAAUCCCGAUGCACCUGUACCAAUUUCAAAUAUUGAUAAUAUAUUCAGUAAUUUAGAACCAAUUAAAUCAAAAAGCGAAGAAGAAGGUGAUAAUAAAGUUGUUAUCCCUGAAGCCCCCCAAUUACCACCAUUAGACCCUUCAAUAUUUGAAUAUAUAAAGGAAGAUUCCAAAGAACCUGAAAUAAGUAAACCUAAUGAAAUAAAACCAACGUCUUCUGCACAUUAUGAAGACAACAGUCCCACAUAUUUCAUAGAGCCUGAAAAAAUUCAACAAAUAUUAAAUUCUGCGUCCCCUGGUCCUAUUGAUAAUAAUGAUAAAAUUUCAAGUAAUGUUUUACCCACAAAAUCAGAAAGUAGCGAAGAUAAGGAUGAGGAUCAAAAGGUAGUUAUUCCUGAAGCACCUGAGCUUCCUCCAAUAGAUCCCGAGGUACUUGAGUAUAUAAAGGAAGAAGCGCAAAAUACCGAUGAACAGAAAUUCCCAACACAAAAUGUUGGGGAAUUAGAAGUGCCUGAAAGAGAACCUAGCUACGAAUAUAGUAAUUAUCCACAAAUAGUUAAUAAACCAAUUGAGUUAAUUCCAGCAUUCAAUCCAGAAGACGCAAAUCCUAUAUUUAUCAACAAACCUAAACCGUCAUUCUUUUCAAACUUAUUUUCCUAUCUGCCGUCUUUUCCAUUCUCUCUGUCAUAUUUACCAUCGUUUAACUGGCCAUUUAAACGUCCAUCUUUUAUACGUUCACCUAGUGAAAGGUAUCCAGAGUAUAUCAUAGAAUAAUCAUGUUUACAAUAAACUAAAAUUGUAGUUUUAAUAAAGCGAUAAAAAUA
Colias croceus (clouded yellow) is the source of this 1863-nucleotide messenger RNA. RefSeq names its product subtilisin-like protease 2. The transcript is spliced from 2 exons. Bases 89 to 1813 code for a protein of 574 amino acids. The record is from RefSeq and is a predicted model, not a curated record. Lineage: Eukaryota; Metazoa; Arthropoda; Insecta; Lepidoptera; Pieridae.